GUCAGGCCGGCCGUGUUCGGCCAUCUCGGACGAUAUAGCGAUUGUAACUUUUAUCACUUUACAGGCGGCGACAGCUGUACGGUCGCGAUUAUGGUCGUCAGUGACCGAUAAGACGGCGCGAUCUCUCGCGGAACUCGCUCUUUCCCGGACGUCACGUCUUGCGACGAUUGGAAUUCACCGGUCCGGGGAAUCCACAUGAGAAGCCGCGAGCGACUCACGCGAGUCCCCGAGUGACGGUGUGCGUGCAAGGGCGGUGAAUUUCGUCAAGUACGCGCUGCACACGGCUCCGUUGUCUACGAGAAGUCGUCCAGUCUCUCUCGGCUUCAGGUUGGCGAACCAGUCGUUCUCCGACUCUCCUGCUGACAUUAGAGCGGUGACGGCUCGCGCGAUCAGUCCCGCAUCGAGCGUCAAUGCGUCGGCGGAUUCGCCGAUUGCCGAUCAUCGACACGUCGCCAUCGUCUCGCUCUACGCUCUGGUGACAUCCCGCCGCGGUCCACUGGAUGGUCGCAAGCGAAAUCGAGCGUAAACGCAACCGCGACACACAAGCAGAAGAAUAUCAACGACUCGAGAGCGGCGCACAGGGUGUCCGAUAAAUCCCCGAAAGCCGCAGCGAGCCAGGCAGCAAGAUGGCGAGCGUCGACAGGGAUCUCGAGGAACUGAUGUCUCACCUGGGCGAAUUCGGCAAGUACCAGUCCGGCCAGUUCUGUCUGCACCUACUCGGCGCGCUUCUGGCCGGCUUGCACAUGCUGUCCCUACUGACCGUGGCGGCGGUGCCGCCGCACCGCUGCGACGUCCCGGGCACGAACCUGUCCUUUCUUUGGACGAGCGAUUCGCCCGACAGCUCCUGGAACAGCUCGUCGGUCAAUUCGGACCAGCUGCCGCGAGCCAUCGACAGCUGUCACUACCUGGACCUCGACAACGUCACACGGGAGUGCGACUCUUGGACAUACGACACGACGUACUUCCAGUCUUCACGCGGCAUGGAAUGGAACUUCGUGUGCUCGCAGCGCUGGAUGGGCUCCUUGGCGCAGUCGGCCUACAUGCUCGGCGUGUUCGCGGGCUCGUUGACGUUGGGCAGCCUGGCGGACUCGUACGGCAGGAAGAUCAUAUUCUGCGUGUCCGCGGUGGCGCAGCUGGUGCUCGGGGUGUCGGUCGCGUUCAUGAACAACUACUACGUCUUCCUGGCGAUACGCUUCCUCUACGGCAUCUUCGGCUCCGCCGGCGCCUACAUCACCGGCUUCGUGCUGACGAUGGAGAUGGUCGGCCCGAGCCGGAGAACCGUAUGCGGCGUGAUGUUCCAGCUGGCCUUCGCCGCGGGCUUCAUGCUGGUGGCCGCGUGGGGCGUCGUCAUCAAGGACCGCAUGUGGCUGCAGAUCGCGUACGGCGCGCACAGCGCGCUCCUGCUCGGCCACUGGUGGCUGAUGGACGAGUCGCCGAGGUGGCUGUGGGCGCACGAUCGCGCCUCCGAGGCGAUCAUCAUCGUGCAGCGCGCGUUGAAGAUCAACGGCAGCGACGUGAAAAUAGACGCGGCGAAGCUGGUGGGCCGAGCGCGAGCCCAGCAGGAGACGAAGCCGGACAAGUCGCACGGCACGUUGGACCUCUUCCGCACGCCGAACCUCCGCAAGAAGAGCCUGAACAUCUGCCUCAACUGGUUCGCCAACUCCAUCGUUUACUACGGGCUGUCGCUCAACAUGGGCAACCUCGUCGGCAACCCGUUCAUCAUGCUGUUCCUCAGCGGACUCGUCGAGCUGCCGGCCUACAUCCUGGUGGUCUUCACAAUGGACCGAGCCGGCAGGAGGUGCCUGGUCAGCGCGCUGCUGCUGAUCGGCGGCGUGUGCUGCAUCUGCGCGGCCAACAUCCCCGCCACCAGCGAGGUCGCGUCCGUAAUCACGGUGACGAUAGUGCUCGUCGGCAAGGCCUGCGUCGCCGGCUCCUUCGCCGUGGUCUAUAACUACACCGCCGAGCUGUUCCCCACGGUGGUGAGGAACACGGCGCUCGGGAUCGGCUCGAUGUGCGCCCGGUUGAGCGGCGCGCUCACCCCCAUGAUCUUCCUGCUGGACUCGUUGGACCCGAAAGUGCCGGCCGUGCUGUUCGGGCUGAUCGCCCUGUUGGCCGGCUUCCUGGCGCUCUACUUGCCGGAGACGCUGAACCAACCGAUGCCGGAGAGCAUCGAGGACGGUGAGAACUUCGGCAAGGGCGACACCUGCUUCACCACUUGCCUGGGGAGAAGAUCGAAGGCCGCGAGCAGCAACAACAUCGCGAUGACGGUGCAGGUGAAGGAGGAGGGGGAAGAGAAGGAGAAGCUGAAUAACAUAUAGGCGCAGCUCCCGAUUGCCAUAGCUAGAACAAAUUCACCAGAGUGCCUUCGACCAGUAUUUACGGCUGGCAAAAACGCACGGACGGACGUGCGUCACCCUGAUCGACUCGCCAAGCCACCACGUGGGUACGACGGUGUCGGAUAUAUAUACUCGUUGGGGAUGCUUACUUUCCAGAUUAAUAUAACCGCCUGAUAACGCGCGCGACUGCCCGGCCAACGACAACGUAACAUUUAGAAGCGUGACUUACAUGCUAGGUCAGAGUUUCGUGCCCGAAACUGCACACGCGAUAUUAUAUUUUUGUGAUAUUGUAAGGGAGAUAUAUUUAGUAAGGAAGUAUAUUUUAGAUAUUUCACGCACAUCCCCUUCUCUUUCGCAUAGAACGUUUCUCCGGAUCUAAAGAAGUUACAGCCCGAUUUCCCAAAAUAAUUCUGGAUUGUACACAGUGAGAAAUUUUAACAUAUAAAUUAGAUUUAACGCGCUUAACACACGCCUCAAACGGUCCGUGCAAAUGUUUGCGUUAAUUUAACACAAGAUGAAUAUGUUGAAAAGCUGGAAAGAACGCAAAUAUUAUGUCAAAAAUUAACGCAGAAUUAAUACGUUAAGCGACGCUAAAGUAUAAAACGUGUUAACACUCACACAUGUUGAAUACUGACUGGUCACAAAAUGUUGAGAUAACGUAAACACAUUAUAUUAAAUUAACAUAUAAAAAUAAAAAUUUAACACAAAAAUGUGAGCAAAGAUCGGUCUUAACAAAAGUACGCAAUGUUUUUUACUGUGUAGUUGGGAAAUCUAUGCAGGUUCUGGUUAAAAAUAUAACGUUUCAAACAUACGAUUCUAACGAGGAAAUUUCGCGAACCCAAAAAUACAGAUUUUAAUCAAAACUUGGCAUAAAUGUAAACCGGGUAAAUAAAUAAACUUAGAAGUUUUCAGUGGGAGCUGAAAAACAGUUUAGAGGGGUGAAACCAUUCUUCAAAGAUAUAGAAAUUUUCGCAUUCUUUCAAUAUAUCUCGUAAACUAAAUGAAAUAUCAAAAGAUGUUUAAGUUUUGUGGAAAAAAUAUCUAUUUAUAUAUUUAACUGCGCCAUUUAUUUUUCGAAAACAAAAUUAUUUAUUCCCAUCUUUGAGAUAAGAAUGGGAUUCCUAAUCGUGGUGGAACAACUUAUUUUGGAACAACUUUGGGCAUUCUAACCGGAACUUUCUACGCUGUACGUGGGAAAAUCGGAGAAAAUUUCUAUGCGAAAUAUAUAUAAAUAUAUAUUUUAAUACAUCCCACAUUUCCUAUGUAUUUUUACAAGAAUCGUAGAAUUGUUUCUCAAGAAUUCCUCUUCGCUUUGUCUCGCCGGGAAGAAUAUCUGUCGUAUUAUAACAUCGCGUUAUCACACAUAUUUACGCGGAUAUACAGCAGGUGCAGACAGGCUUUGCGAUAUCGUGCGAUUCCAUUGUUGGGCGAUCUCUGUGAGAGAAGCGAUUAAAAGUUCACGGCGGGAUUGCGCCGGCUCGAGAAAGCUCGUCGUAAAAUCUCUCUCUCUCUCUCUCUCUCUCUCUCUCUCUUCUUUUCUCCCGCAUACGGGCGCCGGAAUAAUCCGGAAGUCAACGAGGAAAUAAAUUCGUUUACAUCCGACUUAUCUCACUACUUUCGACAAAAUGAACCGGCUGGGAAAGUUUAAGGGUUAUGCGAAGAUAAAAGGGACGCUUUCGAGGCGCUUUAAAGCGCACGUAUGAUCUUAAUAGCGAGAAUGCAAUUCCGGCAGAAUCUUCUCGGGCGAGAGAGAUCCUGGUGGAAUCGCCGUCCCGCUUUUCUCCCUAGCUAAUGGAAAAACUUUGUCGCCCGUUGUGGCGGCCGAACGUUUUUCCAAUCAUAAAGUUUGAAAAAUGGUCAUGUCGGCCAUCGGCGAAUUUUCUCUCUCUCUCUCUCUCUCUCUCUCUCUUUCCGCUGUUGAAUUAACAGAGACGAUGAGAGAUCCCGUCUCCGGAAAAUUUCGUUAAGUUCUCCGGUCGCCGGGACGGUUCGAGAGCUGCGCGCUUGUUUGUUAAAACAAACAUACUUUGUUCAUUCCACUUAGUUGACACGUGAACGUAACUACUAUUUUAUUUACUUCGCGAAAUUACAUCUCGUCGGAGAAAUUAUAUUCUCGCACGCGGGAUUUGUCCGGAGAUACUUUUUCUACCAAGAGAGCAAGCUCACAGAUGCACUUGAUCGUGCCGAUCAAUUGGAACGAAUUCAUGCGAAAGAACUCUUUGAAAGAGUUCACCGGGGGACCGUCGAAAAUCUAGCUAAUAAGCCGCAUUAUGCAACUCCACUUUCAGCCGGCUCUUUCUUAUUGUCCGAAUGUCACUCGCUAACGAACUGGAAAUUUAUUCCAUCGCUCGAUAACUCCUCGCAGAGACUUAGCUCCCUAAUUAAAUCCGGCGUAUCCGUAAAGUAUCGCGAAUCACGGCCGAGCAAUUAUCGGGAGACUGUGAUACAAUUCACUGGAAGUUCUCGGUGUCACCUGCAAGCUCGCUCGGCUCGCGUAAGACUUCACCGUUUCAUUCGCACAAGUCACCUCCCUCCGUUCCGAAGAGCGUCUUCCAGAAGUUGCAAUUCAUAGCAAAGGCUGCGACGCGCAACGAUCGACAGUAAAUUUUUUGUGCAUGCUUGUCUCUUGUCCGGUGUAAAAAUAACCGUCCGACAUUACGGCGCGAUGUUAUCCGAAUUAAUGACAACGUUAACAGUCGUCCGUGACUUGGCGACUCGCGGCAUUCGCGAGAAAUCAGCGGCGAGCCGCGUCCGAAUUCCCAAAGUUUCGCGGCUCUCACAUGCGCGAUCGCCAGCAAUGAAAUUAAACGCCAAGAUUGCACUCCCGAGGCCCGAUUUUUCACUUUCUAGUUAACUUGUGGUUUAGACUUAACCCAAAUGAUAAUAUAAAAAUUAUGUUUUCCUAUUCACGGUUAAUCGUCAAAUUGUUUAAGCUACCACUGCAAAGCCACCAGCUUGGUGAUUAACCAUAAAUAGAAGAACAGAAUUUUUGCAUUGCCAUCGGUUUAAGUUUAAGCCACAAGUUAACCAAAAAGUGAAAAACCGGGUUCGAGAGUUGUAGUUCUAAGUUCCUCUUGUCAACCGGAGUUUUUGAAAAUAUUUAGAUUGAGAACGAAUUAUAUACAUAUAUAUUUAUAAAUACGAUUUUUCGUUAAAAGCGCUUCCGAUUCCUCGUGGGAUAAUCUUCGACCUCCUUCGCGGCCGAAGGGAUAAGAAAAUCGCGAUAUUCGCAAUUCAUUUUGCUUUAUCCUUCUUGUAAAGAGGACGAAGCCGGGGCGUUUGAAUUUGUCGUGAGAACGCUCUCGAAUUUGAAACUGGGACACAAAUCUUGUAAGACCGCGAUGGAAACCCGCGCGAUGGAAAUAUCCAGGAAGAAGCGACACGUCUUCGGAGAAUCCUCGGAACGUCCGUUGGCUCCUGGUGGACGCGAGCCGCGGCUUGUUUAGCUGACGAUAAAUUCGAGCCUGAUGAUUGUGCACUCACCUGCGUUCUCGAGCGCCUCACAGGUCCAUACACGAGGGAUGCUGGAACGGAUAUGCCGCGGGAGCACACGGAGGCAAGGAGCGCGCGUCGCCGACUGAACUCCCGCUCUGUGCUCGCCCAUUAAAUCGUGGAAAACGCUAUGUCGCUUCGGCAGCGCGCGCAACUCCGUCAAAUACGGUGCAGGCUGUUGCCUCAAAUUUGAUCCUGUAGAGGAUAGAUAUCGGUAUCGUCGCGCUCUUAAGAUCGCUCCCGGCUCGCGAAUAAAGCGCCGCGAAAGUGGCAAAAAAAUAAAACGGCAGGGACUCUGGUCCGUGCAAAGUUCGCGAAGUCCACGAGGAGUCCACGGAAAACCGGAAUAGCUGGCUUUGUAUACGGAAAAAAGGAAUUAGCUCCCCACAUAAUACAACUGAAAUUUAGUUACCAGACCUAGUUUUGAGCUAUGGAAAUGAAAGCUUAAGCGCAGGGAUAAAAAGAAUGAGCUGAAUUAGCCCAUUUCGUUCCUCUGUUCUUAUAUGGGAAUAGCAAAUUUACUUAUCUUCAACAUUUUUUUAUUUACGCUAAAGGUAAAUUCUGGCCUAGAUCUUGUUACUGAGAUAUAGUUUGGACUUUUGCCUUUCAGAAAAUAAUUUCAUUUGACCACCACCCAUCACCCUUCCUCCACCCUCUAACGGUGGGAGGGAGGGAGAGGGAGGGGAGGGGUGGAGAAAACACAGCUCUUUAACUCUUUGACUCACUUUUUUAAUUAAUUAGUUAAAAAUAGUAAAAAAUAAAAAAUUGAAGAAACAAUAAUGAAGUAUUGUUGACAAAAGUUUAAAUCGUCGUAAAUGACGAUUCCCGUUAUAUGAUUCACUAGGUGUAUGCCAAGUCUCUCACAAAUGUUCCGACUAUUUUCCGGGAAAAACAGCUGGUCGGAAGAUUCUGACUUGAGGUAUUAAACGGUAACUGAACGAUAUUUGGAUCACAUGGAUCUCAAAAUUUUUGCAACCCGGCCCGAAAUGGGUUAACUAAAUUUCCGUUGUAUUACGUGAACAGCUAAUUUCCACCUGUAGGACCUACUUAUUUUUUUCCAUGUAUCGUCAAAUCCGAUUCAAGUUGAGAUUUAAUUCUACGCGAUUUUAAGCCGACCUCGAUUUAUAACGAUUUCCGAGCAGUGAGAAUGAUUUCGCUUUGGGAAUUAUAUUUUUGGUAAUUGCCGGACGCGAAAUAAAAAGCAACAAUCGUAUUAUAUUAUGCGAGGACAAUCAUAUUAUCGCGCGAAAGUUGGUAAUAUUAAGCUUGAGGUAUUAUAUUUGUAACGUCGAGCGAGCUCAUUGAAACUUGGACCGCGAAAAGUCGAGCGUUUUUCCGUCGUUUUCUGCACUUAAAACGAUGAAGAUACGAAGAAUGAACUAAAUUCAUCCAUUAAUUUUAAUUGACGCUUAUCCGAACGGCCUGGUUGUAGUACAAAAAAGCAGAUGCUGUUACAGAGCGGAUUGCAUUCUCCUGAGCAAUGGAAAUUUGUUUAGAGAUAUCUUUGAAAUUGCUCGCGCGUGUUCCUCGUAACGCGUCGCUUAUCGCGUCAUUUUCUGAACAGCGCUAAUUGUCCAAUGCGUCAGAGAGAUUAUUACCGUGAAACUAUGCUGACCGCCAUGCAUCUUCUUUCAGGUUUAAAUAUUCCUAGUACAUUUCCAGGUUGCUCGCAUUCUUCGUCUAUUUAUCGAUAAAGGUAUUCGAGAUUGAACACAUGCGGCGGUCCUGACGUUUUAGUGACGCAUAGAAUUACGGAGACUACGGAACUACGGAGACCGUCGAGAGAAAGAGAGAGAGAGAAGGAAAGAGAGAACGCGUCCUUUCUUCUCCGAAAGUCACGUUUGUCGAAAAGAAACGACGACAAAAGCGCGGCGGCGAAAGAGGCUUUUCGAAUUCGCGAAGAUAAACCUUCGCGAAACUUCCUAGAAAUAAGCUUUCAGCUUCCAGCGAAGAGCUUUGAUUAAUUCGCCGAUUUGAUUUGUAACUGUUAUUGCGUAUUACAAUAAAUAUAUUUUGAUGAUAUAAGACUCAGAUCUCGACAACAUUCUCGAUCAUUUUAGUGACGAUAUUAAAAUGCUCCUAAAAGU
Molecule: messenger RNA, 7915 nt
Organism: Dinoponera quadriceps
Lineage: Eukaryota; Metazoa; Arthropoda; Insecta; Hymenoptera; Formicidae
Product: organic cation transporter protein
Exons: 2
Coding region: 627-2318 (563 amino acids)
Biological process (GO): transmembrane transport
Cellular component (GO): membrane
Molecular function (GO): transmembrane transporter activity
Source: RefSeq, a predicted model, not a curated record